Molecule: messenger RNA, 1083 nt
Organism: Argiope bruennichi
Lineage: Eukaryota; Metazoa; Arthropoda; Arachnida; Araneae; Araneidae
Exons: 1
Coding region: 1-1083 (360 amino acids)
Molecular function (GO): zinc ion binding; nucleic acid binding
Source: RefSeq, a predicted model, not a curated record
AUGGCUCCUCCCAAAAAGGGUCCCUUCAGUGGGCAUCAUCACAAAGUUCAAAUCCAAUCAACAGAAAAAUAUUUCGAUCACUUUUUUACUGUACACCGUAUUUCUGAUGAAAAUGAAACUCUUAACACAGUGUCACCAUUUUUGGUAGACAAAGCAUUUCUUAGUACAGUUGGUGAAGUUACUAAUAUUCGCAAACUUCGAUCAGGUGAUUUGCUGGUUGAGGUAAGCUCCCGUCAGCAAUCCCAGAAAAUUAUGAAAUUGAAAGCCUUGGCAACAAUUCCGAUAAGCGUUAGUCCUCAUAAGUCUUUGAACUCUUCAAAAGGAGUAAUAACUUGUGGGGAAUUAUUCAUUGUCCCUGUCGAAAUUAUAACCAAAGAAUUAAAAUUCCAAGGGGUGACUCAUGUACGCCAGAUUACCAUUCGGCGGGAUGGACAACUCCUUAAUACAAAGCACUAUGUUCUUACGUUCAAUAGUCCCCAAUUACCUGAAUCAAUUAAAGCAGGAUAUAUAAAUUUGCCUGUACGACCAUAUAUUCCUAACCCUCUACGCUGUUUCCAAUGUCAGCGCUAUGGUCAUUCUAAAAUGAACUGCCGCGGGACUCUGACUUGCGCCCGCUGUGCACAAAAGGGUCAUGAUGGUCAGCAGUGUUCUGCACCUGAAAAGUGCAUUAACUGCAAUGGAGACCACACUGCUUAUUCCCGACUUUGUCCGCGUUGGCAACUAGAGAAGAAAAUAGUUGCAGUCAAAUUUAAAGAGAACAUCUCGUAUCCUGAAGCGAGACGCAAGAUUAUAGCUCAAACUCCUACAGAAGGUUCAAGUUAUGCAUCAGCUGUUCAAAGGAAUCCCCCAACUGUAGUUAAUCAAAACGUUCAAAUCGAAAAAACAAAACUUUCCAUUCAAGCACAAUCCUCGAAUUCUGAAUGUGACUUAAAUGAUAUUCCUGAGCCAUCUAACGCCCGUAGGCGUAAAUCUAAAUCUAAAUCACAGACUUCUUUGGCACUUAGACUUUCAAAGCGAGGUCUAACAAAACAUGAUUUACCGAUAAAAUUAAAAAAUCUUCAGUUAAAAACUCUGUCGCUCUAG